Molecule: messenger RNA, 1565 nt
Organism: Zychaea mexicana
Lineage: Eukaryota; Fungi; Mucoromycota; Mucoromycetes; Mucorales; Lichtheimiaceae
Product: FtsJ-like methyltransferase-domain-containing protein
Exons: 10
Coding region: 66-1499 (477 amino acids)
Biological process (GO): 7-methylguanosine mRNA capping
Cellular component (GO): nucleus; cytoplasm
Molecular function (GO): methyltransferase cap1 activity
Source: RefSeq, a predicted model, not a curated record
CUCCGCUGCAUUGCCGUUUGCUUCUUCCGUUUUCCUUUUAAAAAAAAAAUCUCUUUCACGGUACUAUGAGCGAUCACGGGGACUUGUACACAGACGACGAUCCGGAAUAUAGAAACACACGCACAGUAUCCGGCAUUCCGCCACCGUCGUUACGUUCAUUACGCGCUGCUGACAGCUAUCCUCCACUACAUUCACGACAUUCUCGCGACGGUCGACCACUUUCAGUUCCAGAGCCACAUGCAACAAAUUCAGAUCAUCGUGCUGUCCCGGAAUAUCGUGGAGUGCCACCACCAAGAUCGGCUCAACCACCACCACCACUACCGCCUAAGCUCGAUAUGCGCGUCAGUACAGACUUUUUAAAGUGUGAUCGGGAACAUCAACUUGCGAUCCAGGAUCUUCCUGCCAUGAUUCGUGUGAGAGAGCCCAAGGAACAAGAUUAUUUUUGGAUUCCUAAAGACCUAGUAGAGCAAACGAAUGCUAUGCGUAGUCGAGUGAAAGGUGUUUCAUACGAAGCUCGUGCUAGAAGCAAUCCGUACGAAAGUAUCAAUCGAUCAAUCUUUAUGAGUCGCGCGGCAACCAAAUUGGCAGCCCUGGAUGCUACAUUUGCAUUGACAGCGACCACGGAAACAAACAAGCCUUUUACAUUUGCUGAUAUUUGUGGUGGACCUGGCGGAUUCUCGGAGUACUUGUUAUGGCGAGUCCAUAGUUGGGGUGGUACUGCACAUGGGUACGGAAUUACCAUCAAAUCGCAAACCCACGAGGAAGUCAACUGGCAUACUGAAAAGUUCCGCAAGGAUAUACCACUUAAUUUCACACCAGUUGAAGGAGCCGAUGGAACAGGCAAUUUGUACAAAGAAGCGAAUAUCCUUGCGUUCGGUGGAACGGUUCGACAACAUACUCAAGGACAAGGCGUUGAUUUGGCAGUAGCUGAUGGAGGAUUCGAUUUCACGGGUCAGGAACAGCACCAAGAGCAUAGUGCACGACGCCUUUUACUAUGCGAGAUAAUUACAAUGCUCACAUGUCUUAGACAAGGUGGCUCGUUUGUAUGUAAACUUUUCGAGGUUUCCGAAGAGUUUACAGCCGAUAUGCUCUGGUUGUUAUACCAGCUGUUUGACAUGAUUUGCAUCACAAAACCACUGACGAGCCGGCCAGCAAAUUCGGAACGCUAUAUUGUGUGUAAAGGAUUACGUGUCAGUUUCCCAGAGGAUCUUAUCACGACUCUCUUAUCAGUGAACCGAAGCUUGGAAACCCAACCUGAACGAAUCGGAUCGUUCGUCCCACGAGCUGUGCUGGAGGAUGAUGAAGAUUUUGUCAACUAUGUGAAAAUGCGAAAUAUAAGAUUUGCGAGUAAGCAACUUGAAGCAUUAGGAGUGAUGGAACAAUAUAUUCGUCAACCUGACAGGCCACCCGUGUACGAUCAAGAAUGGGUUCGACGUCAAUGCUUGAAGGAGUGGCGGUUACCAAUGGAUCGUCGUGAAUCACCCGAGGAACAACAAUAAAAAACAAUGGCUAAUACGAACGGACAAACGCGUGCGUGCAAACAGCAGGCUGUAAUAUACAUACGG